This is a messenger RNA of Propithecus coquereli (Coquerel's sifaka), 950 nucleotides long. Its product is annotated as histone H2B type 1-K. The record is from RefSeq and is a predicted model, not a curated record. The transcript has 2 exons. Lineage: Eukaryota; Metazoa; Chordata; Mammalia; Primates; Indriidae. Bases 51 to 431 code for a protein of 126 amino acids. Gene Ontology annotation, molecular function: structural constituent of chromatin; protein heterodimerization activity; DNA binding. Gene Ontology annotation, cellular component: nucleosome.
UUGGUUUCGUUAUUUUUGUUUCUCUCGCCGUUUUCCUGUUUUCCUUCACCAUGCCUGAGCCCGCUAAGUCAGCUCCUGCUCCUAAGAAGGGUUCUAAGAAGGCUGUGACUAAGGCUCAAAAGAAGGACGGGAAGAAGCGCAAGCGCAGCCGCAAGGAGAGCUACUCCGUGUACGUGUACAAGGUGCUGAAGCAGGUUCACCCCGACACUGGCAUCUCCUCCAAGGCCAUGGGCAUCAUGAACUCGUUCGUCAACGACAUCUUCGAGCGCAUCGCGGGUGAGGCUUCUCGCUUGGCGCAUUAUAACAAGCGCUCCACCAUCACUUCUAGAGAGAUCCAGACAGCCGUGCGCCUACUGCUUCCUGGAGAGCUGGCCAAGCACGCUGUUUCCGAGGGUACUAAGGCCGUCACAAAGUACACCAGCGCCAAGUAAACUUCCCAACACACACAGGGAGGGACUUCCUCUGGAAUUUCCUGAUCUGACCAAGAAAGCUUCUUACCAAAAAAACCACAGUUGCCUUCUAUCCCCUCUCGGUUUACCUCAAGGUCUACGGUGGAAAAGAGGAGAGAACAAUGCCACCCCACCUGGAUGGACUUUUGCACUAGAUAAUGCCUGCCUGUCUGCCUCUUGGGUUUAUUCAAAUUCCAAAGAGAAUUAUUUGUAAGUUAAUUUGUGUCUCCCUGGCCCAUUCAUUGUCUCUAAUAAUCAUUUACUGCCUCUCAAAAGAAUUGUCUAUAUUAACUGUCUCCUCCUUUCCCUAUGAAAAAGGGUAUAUGAGCUUCUGUACCUCAUUGAGGGGUUGGGUAAUCAGUGAUGCCUGUCCCCAUACCUUAAUAAAUUUGUAUGCCUUUCUCCUAUUUAUCUGCUUUUGGCAGUUGAUUGGGGAGUGAACAUUCUGAGGGCUAAAAUGAAGUUUUCCUUUGACCUCUACACCACUAGCAGUUCCUGUUA